AAAUGUACAGGUUAUGUCUGUCAGUCUUCUAUGAUGCCGGACACGUGAAGCUUGUGCGUGAUAAAUAUUUACGAUGGACGCUUACGAUCUUUUUAGAAAAUUAUCUUCUGGAAGUAAAUUUAACUUGAAGCGUUUCCACAAGGAUGCGGAAAGAUUCUUGUUGACAAAAAAGCCUGUACAGAAAAAGGAAGUUAAAAUCAAAACAGAGCCAGUAGAUGAGGAACCAAAGGAAACUGUAAAGUCUUCGAAAAGAAAGCAUGAAGAUGAAGACGAUGCAAAAGAGCAGCAGAGUAAUGUGCUCACACUUUUGGGUGGAAUAUCUGCAGGUGAAGAUGGGACAGUUAUCAGACCAAAGAAGAAGAAAAAAGUGAUGACAGAUGAUAAAAAGUUGAAAUUAGAGCAAGAAAAGAUUAACCAGUAUAGAAACAAACAUCAUAUAUCAGUUACUGGAAGUCAUGUACCAGAGCCAAUUGAGUCAUUUGAACAGUUAUCUACAGAAUUCAAGAUUGGAAGUGAUAUUUUGCAAAAUAUGAGAACCUGUGGAUACAAUCAACCAACUCCUAUUCAAAUGCAAGCUAUACCAGUUAUGUUGCAGGGUAGACAAAUAUUAGCUUGUGCACCUACUGGAUCUGGUAAGACUGCAUCCUUCUUACUCCCCAUCAUUCAUCAGUUAAAUGGUCCUAGAAAGAAAGGAUUCCGAGCAAUCAUACUUAGUCCUACCAGGGAGUUAGCUAAACAAACUUAUAGAGAAUGUAUAAGAUUGAGUGAAGGCCGUGGAUUCAGAGUCCACAUAAUUAGUAAAAUAAACCAAGCACUGACAAAGUAUGGACCAAAAAGUUCACAAAAAUUUGAUAUACUUAUCACGACGCCAAAACGGCUUGUAUUUUUACUGAAUCAAGAGCCUCCAGCUAUAUCUUUAAACAAUGUUGAAUGGCUUAUUGUCGAUGAGGCAGAUAAACUGUUUGAGGAAGGAACAAGAGGUUUUAAAAAUCAAUUGGAAGAAAUCUCAAAAGCCUGUACAAAUGAAAAUAUUCGACGUGGUAUGUUCAGUGCAACCAACACACCUGCAGUUACAAAAUGGUGUCGACAUAAUCUAAAGGGACUGGUGACUGUAACAAUUGGACAAAGGAAUUCAGCAGCCGAUUUAGUAGAGCAACAAUUACUUUUUGUGGGAAGUGAAAGAGGAAAACUUGUAGCUUUUAGAAACAUUAUUCAAAGGGGUCUAACACCACCAGUAUUAGUUUUCGUCCAGAGUAAAGAAAGAGCGCAAGAGUUAUUUAAGGAGCUGAUUUAUGAUGGGAUCAAUGUAGACUUAAUACAUUCAGACAGAACCCAAACUCAGCGAGAUAAUGUUGUUAGAUGUUUCCGAGAAGGAAAAAUAUGGGUCCUCAUAUGUACAGAGCUUAUGGGUCGUGGAAUUGAUUUUAUAGGUGUUAAUCUUGUUAUAAACUAUGAUUUUCCACCAUCAGCUAUUUCAUACAUUCAUAGAAUUGGUCGUACUGGUCGAGCCGGCCAUAAAGGGAAAGCUAUAACAUUUUUCACAGAACAGGAUACUACUAAUUUAAGAAGUAUCGCUGCUGUAAUGAGAGCUUCUGGUUGUGAUGUGCCCGAAUAUAUGCUUGCCAUGAAAAAGCAUAGUAAAAAAGAAAGGAAAAAACGAGAAAGGGAAGCGCCAAAGAGAGAAAGUAUAUCUACUAUUCCGAAAUUCAAAAAACAAUUCAAACGAAAACCACGUGUCCAAAGCGAUGAUCAGAGUGAUCAUCCAAAUCAAUCAACGCAGAAUAAACCUAAAACUUCUGAUAAGAAGUCACCGAAAAACAAGACUGUGAUCAAGAAAAGGCCGGGCCAGAAAUCUGAAGAGUUCAAGCAAAAGAAGAUGGGUGGUAAAGCUAAGAAAUUAGCAAAAACGAUAAAGCCCGGUAAAAUGUCCGGCAAGCAGAAACCGAAACAAAAUAUUAACAAAGGAGUGAAGAAGAAGUUCGUUAAAAAUAACAAAUCAAAUUAAAUUUAGUGUAAAUACACGUUUAUGCAUUUAAACGAAGAAGUGCUUGUAAAAUAUUAUGUCAUCAAGUUAUUUUGAAACAAAGAUUAUCAAAUUUU
Messenger RNA from Nasonia vitripennis (jewel wasp), 2100 nucleotides. It is a transcript of the gene ais, whose product is annotated as probable ATP-dependent RNA helicase DDX52. Gene Ontology annotation, biological process: maturation of SSU-rRNA. Gene Ontology annotation, molecular function: nucleic acid binding; RNA helicase activity; ATP binding. The transcript has 12 exons. The record is from RefSeq and is a predicted model, not a curated record. NCBI's taxonomy places the organism in Eukaryota, Metazoa, Arthropoda, Insecta, Hymenoptera, Pteromalidae. The coding region runs from base 74 to 2005 and encodes 643 amino acids.